UUAUAACGACACUCAGUGGGACCAAAUCUGCUGUUCUAUUCGCUAUUGCAAUAGAAGGGCUCGUUGGACAAAAACAAACAAAUAUUAAUUAGCCUUAAAAGUGACCGAUGUAUUGAGAAGCAAAUAGGCAGCAUGUAAUGUUUGGUGCCAUCAGGGUUAAAAAGCUGGACGUGAUUGAGAGUACAAUAAAUCUAGAGUUCAAUCAGAGCCUGUAUUGGGACACACUAUUAUUAAGUCCUUGCUGGUGCGUCAUUUGGGUUAUUUUGUGUUUAAUCACAGUAAGAAACCACAUACGUCCUCUGUAUUCCUCUUGGAAUAAGCCAAAUAAAAAGCCAUGCGUUUAUCAUUUGACGCUCACUUGACUUUUGUUGCUGUUUGGAUCCACGUGUUUACUGGCAAUGGUGAGCAGCGUUGCUGCCUGUGGAAGUCAAUGGAAUGUGUCGCUGAGUGUGGAUGGAUCCAGACGGGAAGAGGUUAAAUUUCCACACUGGAAAAGAGCUCGGUGGAGGGGGAAGAAAGAAGGAGGUGUGUGUGUGCGUGUGUGUGCGUGUGCGUGUGUGCGUGCAUGGCAGAGACGAGUCAUUCCUGCUUUUUCCCUGAAUGAAAAAGCAGCGAGCGGAGCUCCUUUGCACCAUCGUGAAGCUUCGGGAUGUAAAAAAAAAAGGAGAAGAAGAAGAAAGUGGGAUGGAAAAGUUGCACUGAUCGCUGCAUGCUGUGGUUCUUCUUCUUCUCGGACAAGACGCUGACAGGACGGACUCGCAAAGUUUCCCAACUCUGGACUGGAAUAAUGUGACUGGCACGGAAGGAGAUUAACUUUUUUUUUGUCAAAUAAAGCAGCUAAAUGCUUCGGGAUGCUUCUGCGGAGUGGACACAACUCUUCUGCUCUGUUUCUUUUCUUCGUCACAUCUCCUCUUCAGAUUCCUCCACACUUGUGAGAGGAGAGGACAUGUGUUGACGUUCGCUCGUCGUACAUUUUCAACCCGAGCUCCAAGUGUGGACUUUACAACUCUGGAUGCUUUCCUCUCUGACAUGAAGGAGUGGAUGCUUCGUGCGUAAUUUGGAUUACUACGUGAAGAAGAAGAAGAGGAAGAAGAAGAAGAAGAAGAAGCAGAAGAAGAAGAACAAGAAGAAGAAGUGGGGGGGAUUCCUAUAAAGCGAGACCUUGAAUAAUGUCUCCAACUUCUACUGGAUUUCUAGUGCUGUUAGGAAUUCUCCAUGUGUGCUCAGGAUCCCGUCUGCGCCAAGAGGACACGCCACCCCGGAUAAUGGAGCAUCCAUCUGACCUGAUUGUAUCCAAAGGUGAGCCGGCCACCCUCAACUGCAAGGCGGAAGGGCGUCCCACCCCCACCGUAGAGUGGUACAAGGAUGGCGAGCGGGUGGAGACAGACAGGGACAACCCACGGUCCCAGCGCAUGCUGCUGCCCAGCGGCUCGCUCUUCUUUCUGCGCAUCGUGCACGGGCGGCGGAGCAAACCGGACGAAGGCUCCUAUGUCUGCGUUGCCCGUAACUACCUCGGAGAGGCAGUGAGCCACAACGCCUCGCUGGAAGUAGCCAUUCUACGUGACGACUUCCGACAGAACCCCGCCGACGUCAUCGUGGCAGCCGGAGAGCCGGCGGUCCUGGAGUGUCAACCCCCGCGCGGCCACCCUGAACCCACCAUCUCUUGGAAGAAGGACGGAAUAAACAUCGACGAUCGAGAUGAGAGAAUCACAAUACGUGGAGGGAAGCUGAUGAUCACUAACGCGAGGAAGAGCGACGCUGGGAAGUACGUCUGCGUCGGAACAAACAUGGUCGGUGAACGGGAGAGCGAAAUAGCCGAACUUACAGUGCUGGAGCGUCCCAGCUUUGUGCGUCGGCCCGGUAGCCAGGUGGUGUUGGUGGACCAGAGCGUUGAGUUCAGAUGUGAGGCUCGCGGCGACCCGGUUCCGACGGUGCGGUGGCGGAAAGACGACGGAGAUCUGCCCAAAGGACGAUAUGAGAUCCGGGAGGAUCACACGCUGAAGAUCCGCCGUUUGACCUCGGCGGACGUCGGUUCUUACACCUGCGUGGCGGAGAACAUGGUGGGCAAGGCGGAGGCGGCGGCCAGCCUCACCGUCCACGUGCCGCCAGCAUUUGUGGUCAGACCGAGGAACCAGGUGGUCGGCGUUGGCAGGACGGUCACUUUCCAAUGCGAAGCCACCGGCAACCCUCAACCAGCCAUUUUCUGGCAGCGAGAAGGAAGCCAGAACCUGCUGUUUUCCUACCAACCACCCCAACCCGCCAGCCGCUUCUCCGUGUCCCAGACGGGAGACCUAACCAUCACUGACGCCGAGCGCUCCGACGUGGGCUACUACAGCUGCCAGGCCCUCAACAUUGCCGGCAGCGUCAUCACCAAGGCCCUGCUGGAGGUCACAGACGUCGUGUCAGACCGCCCUCCUCCGGUCAUCCGCCAGGGGCCGACCAAUCAGACGGUUGCGGUGGACGGCACAGUGGUCCUCACCUGCGUGGCAUCGGGCAGUCCUACCAUUCUGUGGAGAAAGGACGGGGUGUUGGUGUCCACCCACGACUCUCGAGUCAAGCAGCUGGACACGGGUGCGCUGCAGAUACGAUACGCCAAGCUGAGUGACUCCGGCGCCUACACCUGCAUCGCCUCAACUCCUGGCGGGGAGGCCUCGUGGAAAGCCCAUUUGGAAGUCCAAGAGUUUGGAAUUCCCGUCCAGCCAAACAGACCCACUGACCCAAACCUGAUACCGAGUGCCCCCUCCAGACCCGAGGUCACGGAUGUUACCCGGACUUCUGUUACGCUUUCCUGGAAGCCGAACCUCAAUGCUGGAGCCACGCCCACCUCCUACAUCAUAGAAGCUUUUAGUCACGCGUCCGGGAGCAGCUGGCAGACACUUGCAGAGCACGUGAAAACAGAAUCCUUUGUACUGAAGGGCUUGAGGCCCAGUGCCGUCUACCUCUUCUUAGUGCGGGCAGCCAACGCCUACGGACUCAGCGACCCCAGUCCCAUCACUGAUGCUGUGAAAACACAGGAUAUCCCUCCCACCAGUCAGGGCGUGGACCACCGUCAGAUCCAGAGGGAACUGGGGGAGGUUGUCAUCCACCUGCACAAUCCCACCAUCCUGUCAUCGUCCUCCAUCAGGGUGCAGUGGACGGUGGAGCAGCAGUCGCAGUACAUCCAGGGUUACAAGGUGAUGUACCGCCCCUCACCAGAAGGGCAACGGAGCGACUGGGCCGUAUUCGAGGUGCGCACGCCCGGCGAGGACACCGCCGUCGUGCCGCAGCUGCGCAAAGGCGUCACGUAUGAGUUCAAAGUCCGGCCCUUCUUCAACGAAUUCCAGGGCACCGACAGCGAUGUCAAAAUUGGCCGAACCCUGGAGGAAGCCCCCAGUGCUCCGCCCCGUGAGGUUACAGUGACAGAGAGCGGUGACAAUGGCACCGCCGUCUUGGUCUCCUGGCAACCCCCUCCUGAGGAGAAGCAGAAUGGGGUGGUCCAGGAGUACAAGAUUUGGUGCUUGGGGAACGAGAGCAGGUACCACAUCAACCGCACCGUGGACGGCUCCACCUUCUCCGUGCUCAUUCCCAGUCUGGCCCCGGGGAUCCGCUACAGCGUGGAGGUGGCGGCCGGCACAGGGGCGGGUCCGGGGGUCAAGAGCGACGUCACUUACUUCCAACUCGACUCAUCAGGCCGCAUGACGGAGGCAGCGGACGGCCAGAACCCUCUGUCCCAGCAGAUCUCCGACGUGGUGAAGCAGCCGGCCUUCAUAGCCGGCAUCGGGACGGCCUGUUGGAUCAUCCUCUUGGUCUUCAGCAUCUGGCUGUACCGACACAGGAAGAAGCGGAACGGCCUCUCCAGCAGCUACGCUGGCAUACGCAAAGUGCCGUCCUUCACCUUCACACCAACAGUGGCUUACCAGAGAGGUGGAGAAGGAGUGAGCAGCGCUGGAAGGCCCGGUCUUCUCAACAUGGGGGAGUCGGCCACACAGCCCUGGCUGGCCGACACCUGGCCCAACUCGUGCUCCAACCACAACAACUGCAGCAUCAACUGCUGCACCGCCAGCAACGGCAACAGCGACAGCAACCUGGCCACGUACAGCCGACCCGCCGACUGCAUCGCCAAUUAUAACAGCCAGAUGGAUAAUAAGCAGAGCGGCCUUUUGGUGCCCGAGCCGGGAGUCUACGGAGACGUGGACUUGUCCAACAAGAUCAACGAGAUGAAGACAUUCAACAGCCCCAACCUGAAAGAUGGCCGCUUCGUGGGCACGGGCGGGCAGCCCACGCCGUACGCCACCACGCAGCUCAUCCAGUCAUCCAUCAUGAGCAACAACAUGAAUGCUGACAGAGGGACCUCCGGAAGCGGCGGAGGCGACCUGAAUGACAAACACUGCUGGAAGCCCGGCGGCGUCCAGAAACAGGAAAUGGGCUCCCAGCUGCAGUACAGCAUCAUGGAGCAGAACAAGCUGAAUAAGGAUCGCUACAGAGGUGGCGACACCCCCACGCCAGCCACCAUCCCCUACAACCACAGCCACGACAGCCACACCGGGGGCUCCUACAGCUCGGACCGAGGGAGCAGCAGCACCUCUGGCAGUCAGGGUCAGAAGAAGGGGGUGCGCACCCCCAAACUACCUAAACAGAGCACAAUGAAUUGGGCUGACCUCCUGCCUCCCCCUCCUGCAAACCCACCCCCAACGCGGAACGCAGAGGACUACUCCCUAUCACUGGAAGAAAGCUGCGACCCAGACAUGCAGUGUUCCGUGCCCCCCUCGCACAUGUACCUGCAGCCCGAUGAGCUGGAGGAAGAGGAGGAGGAGAUGGAGCGCGGACCCACGCCUCCCGUCCGGGGCACGGCCUCCUCCCCCGCCGCCGUGUCGUACAGCCACCAGUCCACCGCCACGCUCACACCCUCGCCGCAGGAGGAGAUGACGCCCAUGCUGCAGGACAGCCACGAGCGCAGGCGCCACGCUGUGAGCCCCCCCGCCCCACCUCGUCCCCUCUCGCCCUCGCACACAUACAGCUACAUCACCGACCCCCUGGAUGAGGACGGCAUAGAGGAGGAAGAAGAGAUGCUGGAGGAAGACGAGGAGGAGGAGGCAGACGACACGGACGCGGAGGUGGCCAAGAUGCACUACCACCACACCCACCCGCACCCACACCACCCCCAGCAGCAGAUGCAUCCACGGCGGCUGCUGCUGCGAGGGAUCGAACAGACGCCAGCGUCCAGCAUGGGCGACCUGGAGAGCUCGGUGACGGGAUCCAUGAUCAACGGCUGGGGGUCCGCCUCCGAGGAGGAUAAUGUCUCCUCGGGGAGGUCCAGCGCCGUCAGCUCGUCGGACGGAUCGUUCUUCACCGAUGCUGACUUUGCUCAGGCCGUGGCGGCGGCUGCGGAGUACUCGGGGCUGCGAGUGGCCAAACAUGCCAACAUGCAAGGCCAGGAAGGGGCGGCUCUCUUAGGUAGGUUUUCAUUUGCUCAACGCAGUUUCAUGAUCAAGUUAUUCAUAUUCUCACGUUUCUCAGCACGCAAAUACCAAAUGAACCCGGCGGGUCACCGUCCCGGCAGCCCGGUAUCCACAGACAGCAACAUGAGCAUGGCGGCGGUGCACAGGAGGCCUCCAAAGAAGCCGAAACAGCAUCCUGCAGGGAACCACAGACGUGAAGCCUACAAUGAAGAUCUCCCACCGCCACCCAUCCCGCCCCCAGCAGUGCUGAAGUCCCCCACACACCCCUCCAAGGUGGGCCUAGAGAGCCGAGGGGUGGUCUCCCCGAAAGGAGGAAAACCAGGAGGAGGAGCAGCGAGUAGCUACAGGCCCAAAGAAGGCUCGGACCCCAGAACCAGCUCGUCAGAACGCAAGGAGGCCCAGGAGAGACAUAAAGCUCCCGGGGCCAAAGGGAACAAACACGAUGGCGGCGGCGCCGCCAAGGGACGCCAACAAGCAGGUCCAGAAGACAUUCUGCCGUACAGCCGACCGCAGUUCCCCGUGGUCAACAGCCCCAGAGACCCGAGCUCGUCUAGCUCCAUGUCCUCCAGGGGUUCGGGGGGCCGGCGGAGAGGCGAGGUGGGCCACAGGAACCCUGCAGACGUUAGCCUCAGCACCACGGGGGCCUUUCAGACAGGAAAUGAAGAGCUAGAGAUGGCAGAAAGCUGAAGAAAAGGAAGAUUUGUUUAGUUUUUUGCGGCGCACCCUCGUUUCUACUUUUGAAUAUGUCAGUAUUUCACCACCACGUCAGCUGCCGUUAAUACUGUACAUCACUAGUCUUUCUUUUGGCAUCGUCUUUGGCCUAAUUUAUCAUGUGCGAAGGCAAAGCAAGGCAAUGAAAGGGUAUUUAUGUUGAAUUCCAAUGCAAUAUGGAGUGUAAUCUUGACGUGUUACUGUAAGAUGCAAGCAGAGAGGGCUGGAUGUGUGUGUGUGUAAAUAUAUGUGUAAUACAUGGCGUCCCAUGGUGGUACCUCAAAUUUGCCCCCCACCCCACCCCACCCCCCAACACCACCCUCCCACCCCCACCCCUUUUUUCUAAUUUUAUUACGCCAGUAAAUAUAAAUAUUUUAUCAUUUCCAUCCAUGUUGUAAAUUGCGAUAUUAUUUAGCGAACCUGCCCAAGAGUGUGCCACCUUGGGAUGUUUUUUAUUCUUUUUUUGUAAUGCACUGUUAUGUUCCGUGUUGUCGAUGUUUGCUAUUUUUCUUUUGUUUUACUUUGGUUUUAAAAGCACAAUCACUAAACUUUAUUUUAAACCAUUUUAUCUAUUAACCUUUUUGUCUUACUGGAGGUACGACAAAAGAGUCUAGUUAAUCCUGAUGAUGAUGAUGAUGAUGAUGAUGAUGAUGGUGGUGGGGGUUAAAGUUGCCGAGACUCCCUCUCCGGAAAAGUGACAAAAAAAGGACAGUUGAUGUGAGUCAUGGCUGCAAUGUACAUAUUUCUUUGGCAUUGACCGUAAUAUCAGCUAUUGCACAUGAAACUGAAAGUGAAAGAAAGGCUUCCUUUGUCUACUAAUGCACUUAAAAGAAUGUCAAGUCAAACAAAAAAAGGCUACACGGGCGUCACUUUGGAUGAGGGGAAUCUGGAGAGGAAGAAGAGUCUCUUUUGUGGACACAAAAAAAAAACAGGAGGCGAUGAAGCCCCGCCUUUUUAAGGGAGCAAAGGGUGCUGUUGUUUAUUCAUAGGACAUCUGCAAACAUUUGUUUCGUAAAGCAAAAAAAAAAAGGAAAAAGAACUGAAAAAAAUGAAUGAAUAAUAAAAAAAAAAAUCAAACUAUAUGUGCUUGUUGUCAUUUGUGGAGGUUUGAGAAGACGCGGUGUCAAGGUCACGUCUUUAGUUUGUUGCUGAUGCUCGCACUGACGCAUUCAAGUCUUCGGUUUUCUGACCGAUGGUUCUGUUGUUUGCAUGCGUUUGCGUUUGCAUUUCUUAUGACAGCCGGCCUCGUUUCCACUCCUACGUUCUGGCCAUCAAUUGUGCUUCCUGCAUCCAUAAUCACGUGUUUGCGUAUCGAUACAUCUGCCUGCUCUGACAGGCCCACUGAUGGAUGAGAACAAGGAGGGUGCAGAGGAGCUUUAGCAGCACAAGCUUGGACUCUUGUCUGACUUCGUGUAUUAGUAGAACCAUCAAUACAUUGCAUUUGCCAUCUUAAAAAGACCAGUCAUGGG
Molecule: messenger RNA, 7618 nt
Organism: Dunckerocampus dactyliophorus (ringed pipefish)
Lineage: Eukaryota; Metazoa; Chordata; Actinopteri; Syngnathiformes; Syngnathidae
Gene: robo1
Product: roundabout, axon guidance receptor, homolog 1 (Drosophila)
Exons: 28
Coding region: 1170-6125 (1651 amino acids)
Biological process (GO): axon guidance; Roundabout signaling pathway; cell-cell adhesion
Cellular component (GO): axon; plasma membrane
Molecular function (GO): axon guidance receptor activity; protein binding
Source: RefSeq, a predicted model, not a curated record